GUCAUUUCCAAACAUUAUUGUGCUAAGGAAAGAGAAAGAAGUCUUCCAAACAAUAGAAAUCCCAACUCACAAGUUAUAAUCAUCUAGCCAACUAUUUAUUGAUAUAUUAUAUUGUAAUCUUCACUUUAAAUAUUAUGUUAUAUUUAAUAACCCUUAUUAGAAGUUAUAGUUUGCGUUUAGGCCACAACCAAAUAAUUUGAUGAAGGCAAAGAUAUCUUAGCUUUUCCUCAUCAUAUUAUUGUUCUUGCUUCUUCCUUACCAAGACCAAGAAGAAGAGAGGAAAAGAAACCUUUUCUUCAAACAAGGUAUGCCUUCUUUUAAUAAUUACUUUCAACACCCCCUCUUACUCCUUUCUAUUUCACAACCAUGGAAGAGUGGAACAUGCUCGCGGCCGAUUGUGUUGUCGUAUCAUGCUGCUGCCAAUGCUUGGUGCUACAAAUUCUUGUACUUGUGUUGCGAAAGAUGGUGAGGAAAACAAGAGAAUAUGGUAAGAAAUUAUUUUGUCAAAGAAAGAGGAAUUAUAGAGGGGUGCAAAGAGAAAUUCAUGAGAAUUCUUAUAAAGAUGUGCUUUUGAGAAUUCAUGAACAAUCUAUUAGAAUUCAAGAAGAUAUGGAACUAAAAGAUGGUGAUGUGCAUAAUUGUGGUUAUUGUAUGGUUGAAGUUGAGAAAGUGAUGGAAGAACUUUGUGAGAAGGGAGAGUUUGGAUUUGGAAGCUUUUGGGGUAGGAAAGAGCCAUGGGAUUUUCCUAAAGUUGUCAAUGAUCAUAAUGAUGAUAGUUUUGAAAGAUAUCAAAUAAUUGAAGUGGGAUGCACAUAGUGUGGCACAUAACGGAAUCUCUUAGGCAUGUGGUAAUGAAUUCGAUUUUAAUCGGUGCGUAUGGAAGAAAAACACUUGUUAAAAGAGAUCGAUCACUUGAUUAAUCUCUACCUUUUCGGCUAGGGAUACCUUACUCGCAAAAUAUUGAUUUGGUUGGUUCAUUAAACUAUAUAUGCUUAAAAAUUGUCAAAUAUAUUCCAAAAAUUUAAUCUAAUGCUAUGCAGCUCGUAACUCACAAUUGUGUGGGAAUGAGUGUUUGAAUAUGCUUCUAUCCACCAUCAUAGUACAUUUAUGAGGCAUGUUAUCUUGAAAAAGAAGCUGCAUUUGUAGAUCUCUGAUGUUGUGUUUGGAAUAGAGUUGCAUUUAGCAAAAUCGCGGAACAAAACCGCGUCAAAGUGAAA
Molecule: messenger RNA, 1217 nt
Organism: Trifolium pratense (red clover)
Lineage: Eukaryota; Viridiplantae; Streptophyta; Magnoliopsida; Fabales; Fabaceae
Exons: 1
Coding region: 367-816 (149 amino acids)
Source: RefSeq, a predicted model, not a curated record